Molecule: messenger RNA, 1712 nt
Organism: Equus caballus (horse)
Lineage: Eukaryota; Metazoa; Chordata; Mammalia; Perissodactyla; Equidae
Gene: WRAP73
Product: WD repeat containing, antisense to TP73
Biological process (GO): microtubule anchoring at mitotic spindle pole body
Cellular component (GO): mitotic spindle; microtubule organizing center; MWP complex
Molecular function (GO): protein binding
Source: RefSeq, a predicted model, not a curated record
UUCCAUCACUUCCGGCCGCGGAGGCGGCGGUUGCGGCGGUCCCGGCUCCGCGCACGGUGCAGGGGCGCGGGGCUGCGGGCUUGGGGUCCCGGGCGCGAGGUCCGGCGGCCGCCAUGAACUUCUCCGAGGUGUUCAAGCUCUCCGGCCUGCUCUGCAAGUUCUCCCCGGACGGCAAGUACCUGGCUUCCUGUGUCCAGUAUCGGUUAGUGGUCCGGGACGUGAACACCCUUCAGAUCCUUCAGCUGUACACCUGCCUGGACCAGAUCCAGCACAUCGAGUGGUCGGCCGACUCGCUCUUCAUCCUGUGUGCCAUGUAUAAACGAGGGCUAGUGCAGGUGUGGUCGCUGGAACAGCCAGAAUGGCACUGCAGAAUAGACGAGGGUUCAGCUGGGCUGGUGGCUUCUUGUUGGAGCCCAGAUGGGCGCCACAUUCUCAACACAACUGAAUUCCAUCUGCGGAUAACUGUCUGGUCCUUGUGCACAAAAUCCGUCUCUUACAUCAAAUAUCCUAAAGCUUGUCAGCAGGGAAUAACCUUUACCAGGGAUGGCCGCUACAUGGCGCUGGCUGAGAGACGGGACUGUAAAGACUACGUGAGCGUCUUUGUGUGCAGCGACUGGCAGCUCCUGCGGCACUUUGAUACGGACACCCAGGACCUGGCCGGCAUUGAAUGGGCCCCGAACGGCUGUGUGCUGGCGGUGUGGGACACCUGCCUGGAGUAUAAGGUUCUGCUGUACUCCUUGGACGGCCGGCUCUUGUCAGCGUACUGUGCUUACGAGUGGUCCCUGGGCAUCAAGUCCGUGGCCUGGAGCCCCAGCAGUCAGUUCCUGGCAGUCGGGAGCUAUGAUGGGAAGGUGCGCAUCCUUAAUCAUGUGACUUGGAAAAUGAUCACAGACUUCGAGCAUCCUGCAACCAUUACUAAUCCCAAAAUAGUGGUGUAUAAGGAAGCCGAGAAGAGCCCACGCCUGGCACUGGGCAGCCUUGCCUUCCCUCCGCCCAGAGCAGCGGCCGGCCCCCUUGCCAGCACGGAGAGCAAAUACGAGAUCGCCUCGGUGCCAGUUGCCUUACAGACUUUGAAACCUGUUGCUGACAGAGCGAACCCUAAAAUUGGCAUAGGAGCGCUGGCCUUCAGUCCCGACAGCUACUUCCUGGCGACGAGGAACGACAAUGUCCCGAACGCCAUCUGGAUCUGGGACAUACAAAAGCUGAGGCUCUUCGUGGUGCUGGAGCAGCUGUCCCCAGUGCGCUCCUUCCAGUGGGACCCGCAGCAGCCGCGGCUGGCCAUCUGCACGGGAGGCAGCAAGGUGUACCUGUGGUCGCCGGCAGGCUGCGUGUCAGUGCAGGUGCCCGGGGAAGGUGACUUUCAGGUGCUUUCUCUGUGCUGGCAUUUAAAUGGGGACUCCCUGGCCCUCCUCAGCAAGGACCACUUCUGCCUGUGUUUCCUGGAGACUGAGGGGGUCCGUGCAGCCGUCAGACAGCUGGGCGGCCACAGGUCGGACCUGUGCGUAAGUGGCCUGUGUGAGAUGGACGCAGGACCCCUCGGCCGUGUCAGCAGGGGAGGAAUGGAGCUUCUCUGGGGCAAGUUCUCCAGCCGUGGUGGUCCACGUGAAAUGAUUUACUUUUAUUUUUUUACAGCAAGGCUUUUUUGUAAAUAGAUAUGGUACAAAACUGUAAUUUUUGUUACUUAAAAUAAAUAUUCAGUAAUUCAUAAAAUA